AUGACAGCUAAGGAUUAUGUGAAUGCUUAUUGUCCUUCAGAAGUUUUAAGGACUAUGCCGUUUAUGAUCGAAUUCGGUUUGUGGCGAGGUUGGCAUCAAACGCUAAUUUACACACCCGAGAUUGAGAAAGAUUGUAACUGGGCAGUGUCACGACUCAUCAAAUGCUUUAGCGUAAACGGAAUAGCUACAGCCAAAGAACCUACAAUUAAACCUACGUUCGUUUCAAAAUUGGCUAUUAUUAUACUGAUGCCGGGUAAGAAACAGAAUGUUUCAUUGGAAUUGGCUAAUGUUAUCAAGAAGCUUCAAGAGUUUCAAAUGGAUAGGUUAUCUACUGAUUGGCUAAUUACAGCGAGGUCUUUUUUAGACUAUAAGUAUAUUAAUAGCAUUUUAAACUCAACUUCUAUUAGAUUUGACCAGACUAUAAUUGUUUCUUACCCUCAUGGAAUUGAUAAAACCGGUGCAAAUGUUUGUUCCGAAAAUUUUAGAUACAACAAAAAAUACGAAGCAGAGAAACGAUUUGAUAAGAUUCCAUAUAAGAGGCGUUUUUACUCAGAAUGUCAAAACAGUAAAUCGGAAUUCGAAAGAAGCUAUUAUAAGUCAACAUUGCGAUUCAAGAAUUUAAUCAGAGACAAAAGUUACAACAGGGAUUCUAGCCCGAUGCCUUUGAAUAAAUCAGGAUUAAAAUUUAACUUUUCAAGGAAUUUUGAUAUGAUUAACAUAAGUCAGUUUUCGUUAAAGAGGCAUUUCCAAGAAUGGAAAGAAAUAAACAACUAUAGAACUAACGUCACAGGAAAUGUUCUUGUGACACAGUAUUUCAAAGUACGUUUAAAUUCAACAUUAUACGUCUCCUUUCUUGGUUCCUGGAAUCCUGAAAAUUCAAUGUCGUAUGUGGAAGUCCCGUACCCAGUGGAAGCACGCAAUUUUUUAGGCGAAAACUUAAUAGUUGGUAGAUGUAAUACAAGUGGGGAUGGCACACAGUCGUUAGACGACGAUCGACAAUCAGCUACAGCUUUGUUGGAUGAUUUACUUUACUUUUUAGCUGUGCGUUUGAACUCUACAACUGUUUCAAGACACUUCAAUAAGCUCGGUUUUCGAAACUACGAGGGAACAUGGUCUGGAUUGCUUGGGGCGCUUUUGGAAAAUUCAGUAGACAUGGCUCUGGAACCAGUGACGGCGCGUUCUGGUCGUCAACAAGAUAUGGACUUCGUUUUCCCAAUUGCUGAGACAAUGUGUAACAUCUACAUACGUCAUCAGGAGACAUCAACGGUUCGAGAUAUAUUCUUAGCGCCGUUCAGUGCUCGUCUCUUAGCCUGCGUACUAGCGGUAGCUUUCAUAGCAUCACUCGCGGUUGUAACUAUCAGCCGAGUAACGCCGCAAUGCGUUAGUACUCGGAGAAUUGGCUAUAUCGAGGCCUUGGUUUGGUCUACGGGGAUACUCUGCCAACAAGGCGGUUCGUGGACUCCUCAGAGCCCAGCGGCCAGUAUAAUCCUCAUCGUUUGUUUAUUUUUUGCUGUAAUCACAUAUAAUGCUUACGCAGCAUUUAUAACUUCUGUACUGUCAGUGCGAGUCGCCAGUGUUGAUACUGUGGCUGCUGUUUUACAAUCUCCUACUAUUAAAAUCGGAUAUAUAAGGAACGGAGCUGAUCAAAUGUAUCUCAUGUCUACGAAAGAUACGCAGUUAAAUGCAUUCUAUAUUCGUGGUUACUCUGACUCUGAAAAUUUGGUGUCAUCAGCAGCGGAAGGUCUCGCUCGUGCGGCCAGUCAGGAUUAUGCAUUUUUUGCUGAACAAAGAGCAGCGAGGUCUACACUAAGAUCACUGAGCCAAGCCCGCGGUCGUUGCGCCAUCCGUGAGCUGCCAGUCUACACAACCAGAGCUAGUCUCGCGUUCCCUUUACCCCAAUAUUCGCCUUAUGCUAGACUGACUUUAGUAAGUCUUCUUCAGCUUCGUAGCGGAGGAAUCUUGGCUCGGUUAGAAGCUGCAUUAGUUCCUGAAAUGCCACAGUGUACGUUGCCAGCAGGAUUUGCUUCAGCUCGUGCCAUUGAUGUGCGAUCAGCUCUAAUUUUACUGGCAUGUGGACUUGUUACAGCAGCGUUUAUGGGUGUAGCAGAAUACUCUUGGAAGAAUCGACAACAGCAAAUAAAGUUACUGCAUAAAUGGUACAAGAGAUUUUUAAAUUUCUUUUUCAGUUCCAAUAAUUGACCGUUUUGUCUAAAGAAUCUAAUACUAGACACAGUAUAUAAUAAUUUUAAUAUAAAUGUAGAGAUCUCAUGCGAUAAAAUGUAGUAAAAUUAGGUCACAGUCACAAUGGUAAAAUAUACUUUGUUUGGUAUGA
Messenger RNA from Bombyx mori (domestic silkworm), 2332 nucleotides. Its product is annotated as glutamate receptor U1. The transcript has 11 exons. Gene Ontology annotation, cellular component: postsynaptic density membrane; plasma membrane. The record is from RefSeq and is a predicted model, not a curated record. NCBI's taxonomy places the organism in Eukaryota, Metazoa, Arthropoda, Insecta, Lepidoptera, Bombycidae. The coding region runs from base 1 to 2199 and encodes 732 amino acids. Gene Ontology annotation, molecular function: signaling receptor activity; ligand-gated monoatomic ion channel activity.